CCCGCUUAGUCACGACGCACUGCCGUCGUACUGCCGUCGUACACCACACAAUGCGCUCGCUGCUUCGCUCGCUCCUCGUCCUAGCCCUCGCCACUCGUGCGGCCGCCGCCGCGUUUCCCGAGGAGGAGGACGUCGUCGUGCUCGACACGAAAAACUUUGACGCGUUCAUCUCCACGAACCCGCUCGCGUUGGUCGAGUUUUAUGCUCCCUGGUGCGGACACUGCAAAGAGCUCGCGCCCAAGUGGGCCGAGGCGGCGGCCAAGUCGAAGAAGCUCGACACACCUGUGCCACUCGCCAAACUUGACGCCGACGCCCACGGCGACCUCGCUGGCCGCUUUGGCGUGAGCGGCUACCCGACGCUCAAGCUCUUCAGAAACGGGGUGGCCGAGGACUACAGCGGCGGACGGGAGGCGGAUCAGAUCGUCGCUGCGCUGCAGAAGAUCGCCUCCUUUGUCCCGCCCUCGCAGAUCAAGUCGGACGACGACCUGACCGCCGCGCUCAAGGCGAGCGCAGGCAAGCCGCUCGUGCUCGGCCUCUUCCGCCAGCCCGUCAAGGCGUCGAGCGCGUACAAGGCGUUCGACAAGCUUGCGUACGAGACGGCUGGCCAGCAAGUGGCAUACGCGUGGAGCGGCUCGUACAGCGCGCCACCCGUGAUGCCGCUUAUCAACGGCAAGAAGCCGCCCGUCCCAGGGCUGCUGCUCCUCGACAGCAGUGGCGCAGCCAAGUUUGCGCUCGCCGUGCCCCGAAAAAAGGAGGAGUUCACGCCCGAGUGGAUCGCGGAGUGGCUCUCGGCGCACGACGUUGAUGUGAAAUACGAGGAGGCGCCGCCCCCGGAGGAGCCCGAGCCG
Molecule: messenger RNA, 848 nt
Organism: Emiliania huxleyi CCMP1516
Lineage: Eukaryota; Haptophyta; Isochrysidales; Noelaerhabdaceae
Exons: 4
Biological process (GO): response to endoplasmic reticulum stress; protein folding
Cellular component (GO): endoplasmic reticulum
Molecular function (GO): protein disulfide isomerase activity
Source: RefSeq, a predicted model, not a curated record